Onychostoma macrolepis is the source of this 1722-nucleotide messenger RNA. RefSeq names its product liver-expressed antimicrobial peptide 2 (gene leap2). The record is from RefSeq and is a predicted model, not a curated record. Bases 479 to 757 code for a protein of 92 amino acids. NCBI's taxonomy places the organism in Eukaryota, Metazoa, Chordata, Actinopteri, Cypriniformes, Cyprinidae. The transcript has 5 exons. Gene Ontology annotation, biological process: defense response to bacterium; antimicrobial humoral immune response mediated by antimicrobial peptide.
AGCGUCUUAAUGGCAGAAUUGAUUGCAACCACAAAACAAUAGAACAUCUCUGUCCGAAGGUGGUCAUUCAGAUAAAGACACACAGCCAAACUUCUCAAAGGCAUGAAGACAUGACAGAAACUUAGAAGGUUGUGGACUGUCCUCAACAAUUUGAGCAGGCCCCAGCGCAUGUGUAUAUGAUAAAAGGGAGACUACUGUAUGUCAAAGGAACUUUGAAGAAACAGGAUGAGCCCCAGAGGACAGCUUAUCCAAAUCACAAACAUUAAGCAAACAUGUGCCACAUCUGGUAAUGAAAAAGCAGAGAGACAGAGGCAGAAAAAGAGAAAGAGAAAGAGAGAGAGAGAGAGAGAGAGAGAGAAAGGGAUGAGGGAGAGCCUCUCUUCUGCUGACUGAAGGGUAUAUAAGACAGUGUAUCGUCUCGGUCGUCAGUGUCGCUGUGAGCUCACUGUUACAGCAACUGAAACGUUUCUCAGUCAGCAUGCAGGAUCCCAAUCACAGAGGGGCUCUUCUCGCCUGGUGCCUUGUGUUUUUGGUACUUGUCCAGCAGGUGACCUGCAAUCCUGUGCCAAAGUCGGACACACCUUCAACUUCUGUGCAGGAAGUUCAAAGGUCACUGAAGAGGACAGCUCGAAUGACCCCGUUAUGGAGGAUCAUGGGUACUAAACCUCACGGCGCCUACUGCCAGAACAACUAUGAGUGCUCGACAGGAAUAUGCAGAAAAGGCCACUGUUCCUACAGCCAACCGAUUAAUUCCUAAAAUGAAGACUCCUUCCUUCUCUGAUCUGACGUUUCUACACCAUCAUGCAUGACGAGAGCUUGAUUCAGUGAGCAACAGGAGGCAACCGAAUGUGCAAUGCAGUUAAUCAUCAGUUAGACAUAUAGCAAGCCACAAAUGAGGCAAUAGGUAAUGUUCUGCAAGAUUAUGCUUAUCAUAAGGUACAUAAGAUGUGGACUCUUUUGAGAGAGCUAAGAAAAUCAACAUAAACCUCAUAAUUCACUUGCACAGUGGUAUUGCUAUAUACAAGAAGCAUUAUGAGUGACAUAUUUUUUCGAUAGACAUAUUUCAGGUGGUGCUGGGAAGGUGAUACAGUGCGUGUUUUGGGUCAGUUUCCCUGAACCAGAUUUCCCUGGAUGUCCAUAGAGCAGAGUUAUAGCCUUUGGCACAAAUAGCUCAUCUCAGGACUAAACUUAGUCCAAACAUGGAAACUGGUCUGUUGUAUUAGAUCAUGUUACUUGAAAGCUAUAUAUGCAAGUGUAGGCAAACGUGUCUGCCUUAUAGCUCAACCCAAGUGUCGUUGAACCAAAGCUAGUCUGGAGAAAAAGGGACAGAGAAAGUGCAAAGGUUGCCGUUAUUGAUUGUGCCUAGAUAUUAUUAACCAUUUGCCUCCAUCCUGUGCCUUUAUCUGUGUGCUCACGUUUGUUUUAUUUAAUUUUAGACUCAUUUACCUGUCACUAUUUAUGUUGUUAUAUUCAAGUAUCUCCACCUCAUCUCAUAGAUCAGGAUUUACAAGCAUCGUUUCAGUAUGGGACUACUUAUUUAUUGUAUUUCUCUUUUCAUUUUGUAUGACUCAACAGUUCAUUUAAAGCUCCAUUUUUACGUAUCUGACUAUAUAAGACCAUAAGAUUUAUACGUUAUAUUUACUGUACUGUAACUUUAUAUGUGCAUGUCUCAUAUGAGUGAACUUUAUAGGGUUCUGAAAUAAAAAUGUUCUGAGAAAAUGG